AUGGAGGCGAUCGUGGAAGAACAAAAUCGCAUCUAUUCGGUUUACUCGACUAUCAUUAAGUGCAUUCCGAUCAUCACGGUUCCGAUCCAUUGCGAAGCGAUCUACUGCGUUAUCAAGAGAAGUCCCGGUUUCCAGUUACACUAUACAAUUAUACUGACUGUUCACAUUCUCGGGUAAUCUUAUAUUUUCAACAUUCUUUGACAGCUAGUUUCAGAUGUCUCUGGGAAGAGUUCUACGGUUUCCAAAUGUUCCGUCCGAUGGUUUUCAUUCCUGUAGUUGGAAUCUACGCUGAUGGGAUUCUCUCAAUGUUCGGGGUCCAUCCGUUCAUUCAACUCUGCGGAAUCUUCUUCGCCGUUCAACUCAACGCCGCCAUUCUGACACACAUCACCUUCUACCGCAUGAAAAUAAUCAUUCCAAUGUCCUUCCGCUAUUAUUAUCGCGUUAUUCGAUUCGGCAUUUUCGCAACCGUCCUCAUCUACGUGGGCGCUGUUCUCUCGGUGUCCACUCUCUUUCUGCUAGUGGAAGAUCAGAUAGAAGCAAAGAAUUACUUAUAUGCGGUAUGGAAUCAUAGUGUUAAUCUAAUUCAAACGAAAAUUUGCUUUGCAGACUCUGCGACCACUUCCCAGUGUUUUCUGGUCUGACAAAUACAUGGUCUCCACUUCCCGCAAUCCGAAUGUCUCAGUAUUUUUGAUCUGUGGUGCCGUAUGCGUCGGUUUCUACGUGUUUCUCUGCAUCACUCUCCCGUCGCUCUGCUUCAUUAUACUCCACCGAACACGGCAUUCUCUUUCUGACAAAGUGAUCCGCGCCCAGAGAGCGUACCUCAGGACUAUCCUUCUGCAGGUUCGUUCGAUUCACGAAAAACUCCUGAAGAACACUUGCAGGUCGGCGUGGUGAUUCUCUGCACGAUCAUGCCGUUCUGUGUCUUCUUUGCCGGAAUAGCCAAUCUUGUUACCAACCCAAGUACCUCCCGACCCCCCUUUUUGCGUACACCUCAUCCCUCUCUUUUCAGUAAUCAUCCCCGCUUCUCUCAUCUUUUCGCUCUGCCACGGCGCGGCGUCCACCCUCAUCCACCUGCUCUCCAAUAAGCCGUUUCGCGAUACUAUGAAAACGCAGCUGGCAUGGGGUAACGUCUCUUUCUCGCGAGUACUUCAUUAUCGUCCACAUUCCAGUCAUAUGUUGUCUGACGUGCACUCGACCGAAGCGGAGCAACAUGAUCCACACGCUGUCGUCGAUCGUCGGAUGA
Molecule: messenger RNA, 1243 nt
Organism: Caenorhabditis sp. 36 PRJEB53466
Lineage: Eukaryota; Metazoa; Nematoda; Chromadorea; Rhabditida; Rhabditidae
Source: the annotation of a GenBank genome assembly